Messenger RNA from Amblyraja radiata (thorny skate), 2342 nucleotides. RefSeq names its product SERTA domain-containing protein 2-like. The transcript has 2 exons. The coding region runs from base 214 to 1032 and encodes 272 amino acids. The record is from RefSeq and is a predicted model, not a curated record. Gene Ontology annotation, molecular function: transcription regulator activity. Gene Ontology annotation, cellular component: nucleus. NCBI's taxonomy places the organism in Eukaryota, Metazoa, Chordata, Chondrichthyes, Rajiformes, Rajidae.
CGUCAUUGUGCAGUUGCUGUUUGUCAGCUGUCUGAGCCAAAAGCAAGGCAGCAGCUGCAUGCCACUCUGUGCAAGUGAGAAUUCCAGCUCACACACAAAAACUCAUCCGAAAAAAAAAAAACAACUCGGGGGGGCCUCGUCCAUUCUCCUCGGAAAUGUUCACAAUGCACUGUCCUACUGACUCAAAAGACCAGGGACUUUGGAACAAGAUUCAUGUUGGCCAAAGGACUGAAACGCAAGCUGAGUGAUUACGAGGGAAAUAUGGCCGGUGUCCCUGGUGCCUUUGAUUCGAACCCAGGGCUGCCCUACACUUUGCAGAGACAGUUAGUACUCAACAUGUGCCUCGUCAAGUUGCAGAGCUGCAGAAUGCUGGUGGAACCCAACCUGCAUCGUUCUGUUCUCAUCGCGAAUACUGUACGACAAAUUCAGGAGGAGAUGAGGCAGGAGGGCAGUGGCAAUGGACCAAAUCCAAUUCCAGACACACACAUACUAUGUCAGGGCAGUAUUGAAAUAACUGGAUCACCUCCACUAAAUGCCUCUCCGGAUGCGAAUGGCUCUUCUGAUUCUUCAGAAAACCAGAUUGAGAAUGCGCUGGUGUUGGUUUCGGAUAAUGAUAUGUCGUCUGCCAUUUCAUCAAUCCUCAAAGAUUUGGAUUUCAUGGAGGACAUCAGCCCAUCCCCUUGCCCAACACCUGCAGGUGAAUGCGAUGGAAAUGUACCCUCACCUUUUGAAGACCGGCCCCAAGAAACACGUCCCGUGGAAACAGUGUUCGGCUCUUUUGAAAUCAGUAACUCAACAAGUUACCUAACAGACCUUGCUUUCGAUGACAUCUUUGAAGACAUUGACACGUCCAUGUACGACUCAGACUUGUGUUUACUUCCAUCAAUGUCCAAUAGAUCACCGCCAGCUGCUGCAGAUGAUGUUUCAAAACCCUUUCAGUUCUGUAAUUCAACAUCCGUGAACACCAUUCAGAUCUGCCGAGUAGACUUAAGUGAUCUGGAUCACAUCAUGGAGAUACUUGUAGGAUCUUAAUUCGUCACAAGACCAGUUCAAGUAUUGGGCGCUUGUCUUCCUAAUUAUGUCAAACUGUUUCAUCUGCACCAGUAUUGAUGGACAAAGUCACCAUCUGAACAAACGAUAAUUUAACCUUUCCAUAUCGUUGUGUAAAUAGAACAAUAUUCGACUACAAGGAACAUCUAGGAAAUCAGCAAUAUGGUUCUUGGAAGCUGAACUGCCGGCCAGUGUUGACUACUUCUGACUUGCAAACCAGAAAUGCGGCCAUAUUUGUUUUUUUAUGGUAUAAGAGUGUAUUUGAAAUUCAGGUACUUCUGCAAGACAGAAUAUCAAUUCAAUCAACUAGGUUUUCAAAGAGACUAAUUAUUUUGUUUCUGCACACCUACUGACAGUUUUCUGUCCUCAUCAGAACCGUGGGAGAAACUAAUAUUUUAAAGCCAUUUUGAAGAGCACAUUUAUCCUAUCAACUGGGGCACAUAUUGUGUUAUUUCCCUGAAGGUUUUUUAUAAGGUAUUCUUAUACCAACAAAGGCACCUUUAUCAAAAGGUUACAGGAAUGACAUUUAAGCUAUUUAUUUUUUUAGAAUUUUAUACUCUUAAAUCUCAAUGUUUGUUGUGUGUCUUGAUUGGGUUUAUUUUGAGUCUGACAUGUUUUGCUGUUGGAUUUGGCUUACACUACCUCUCCCAUGAUCUAACAAAGCUUUGUUGAAGAAAGAUAUGCUGUACGUGAGCAGAUGGCCUUGGAUUUUUAAUGAUGAAUCGUUUGAGGAAAGGUUACUUUAUGCAACAUUUCUUCAUGAAUGUCAAAAUCAACUUUAAUAUUUAUAUUUUGUUGUUAAAGGUCUUCAGUAUCAGGAAACAUAGUAUUAUGGAAACCAUUUGCUUGAUUUUGGGAUUUAAUAUGUUGGAUUAAAUUAAGUGCAUUGGAGGACUACAUACUACAGGAGGGGUGCCAGAGAAUGAUUCUGUCGUACUGGAACUGGAUGCUCUGCCCUCAAAACGAAUGUAUUACUUUUUCAUUUCUGUUCCCGAACAUGACCUAUCCCAAGCUCUUCCAUAAAUGACAGUAGAGGGAAUGCAUGUGGAUGGGAAUAAGGAAGUCUACAUGAAAAUUAAACCAAUUUGUGUUGGGAGAAUAAGCAAUCAUUUAGGUCGAGCAGAUUUUGUGAUUCGUACGCAGAAUUGGAUCUAUCAAUAAAGUGUAACGCUUUAAAUUAUCACAGUAAACUUAAACACUUUACUGAUCUUGUGCCUGUUUUAAAUUGAUGCUUUCUGUACACAGAAAUUCAUAACGUUUCAUCUCUGGAAUAAAUGUAAUUGAGAAAAGGA